Messenger RNA from Ruditapes philippinarum (Manila clam), 1134 nucleotides. Its product is annotated as motile sperm domain-containing protein 1-like. NCBI's taxonomy places the organism in Eukaryota, Metazoa, Mollusca, Bivalvia, Venerida, Veneridae. The transcript has 7 exons. Gene Ontology annotation, cellular component: cytoplasm. The coding region runs from base 247 to 897 and encodes 216 amino acids. The record is from RefSeq and is a predicted model, not a curated record.
GAUGACGUUUGACACAUAACAAAUAAGUAAUAGCAGCUGAUCAUUUACUAAUUUAGAUCAAACACAAAGAAAUCGCAGGUAAAGGAAAAGUUUGGAAUAAAAUUGUUACCCAUUCGUUAAUCUCAUUUGCUGAUCUUUCAGGCACCAAAGCUACAAAUUACAUCAUACUAUAAAGUUGUCAGUAAUAAAACAUAUCACUGAAGCAAGUGUUCACGGCAUGAAGUUGGAAACACACGGUGGUGACUGAUGUUUAAUCAAAGCACGAAUCUGGCGGACGGAAAAUUACCUGUGUUUGUAUUCCCGACUACCCUGAGCUUCUACUCCGAUGACCAAUCCUCGCAUAAGCAGGUCCUUACUCUGUACAACCCAUACGAGUUCCCACUCAAAUUUAAAGUACUAUGUACAGUACCUCGUAAAUAUACAGUGGUAGAUGCAGAGGGUACAGUCCGACCAAGAUGCUGUGUCGAUGUUGUCGUGAGACAUACAGAUAUUUGUAUCAACAAUGAAGGAGUGAAUGACAAGUUUAGAAUACAGGUCUCUGAACAUGGACAGAGAAAGAUUCUAGGGAAGAAGGAUGUCAAUGCUGUCUUGUUACCUACAAAGGGUCGGGAAGUCACCCCGAACAGGGAGGACAAGUUUCAUGCUCUUGCCCAUUCGAGUCAAGGACCUGACAUACAGGGUCAAUCAUAUACAGAUUCAGAUGUAAGAAAGCGUCCUGUUGGUGGUCCUAGUAUAGUUGUGAUUCUAGCUGGUCUGGUGUGUAUUGUGGCGCUAAUGUUACCCCAGCAAGGGGAUUCCGGCUCAAGAUUACCAGAUUAUAUCCACUUAUCUGUCAACCAAAAGCUUAUAGCAGCUUAUGUUUUAGGUCUGGUGACGAUGUUAAUUCUCCACAUAUGACAGUACUGACAAUCUAGAUUAUCAAACGUAGAUAUUGUGAUAUAACUGCUGACAUAGACAGUUUUUAUACGUUUAAAUCUUCUUUUUAAAAAAUCAGCGAACUAAAAGUGCCGGACUACUUGUACUUACUGUAGCACCUAACAUAACAUCAUGGACUAGGAGAAACAGGUUGAGUCUCUAUCAUAGGAGGUCGUAGUGAAACUGAAAUACUUUUACUGCUCAAUAAACAAAGGAAAA